Messenger RNA from Pan troglodytes (chimpanzee), 10905 nucleotides. Its product is annotated as putative EP400-like protein. Lineage: Eukaryota; Metazoa; Chordata; Mammalia; Primates; Hominidae. The record is from RefSeq and is a predicted model, not a curated record. Gene Ontology annotation, cellular component: NuA4 histone acetyltransferase complex; Swr1 complex. Gene Ontology annotation, molecular function: chromatin binding. Gene Ontology annotation, biological process: DNA repair.
GUGCCGGGCCGGCUCCCGCGCUUGCGCACUGGCUCCGCGUCGGCCGGUCGGUUUGGUCGGUUGUAGUGGCCUCGCCGCCCCGUCCGCUGUCGCAGCGCUCAUCCGCGCCGGGAGCCCUUGGCUGCGUCGCCCGGCAGCCGCGGGAGCAUUUCCUGAAGACGUAGUCAUGCAGCACGUCAGCAGCUCCCAGAGCAGCCAGCGCCAUGUCCAGUGGCCUGGGGCCUGCCCCAGCGCGGGCGAGGAGCAGCCAGCGUGCUCCCAGCCGUCCCUGCCCCUCACACUGCCAUCCCCCAGCCACCAACUACAGCAGCUGAUGGUGAGAGGGGGCCCUGCGGGUGGGCAGAACAUGAAUGUUGACCUGCAGGGCGUGGGCCCUGUGUUCCAGGGAAGCCCACAGGUCACGCUGGCCCCACUGCCGCUCCCCAGUCCCACCUCUCCAGGCUUCCAGUUCAGCGCUCAGCCUCGGCGGUUUGAGCAUGGGUCUCCAUGGUACAUUCAGGUCACGUCCCUGUCCCAGCAGGUCCAGACCCAGAGUCCCACGCAGCCCAGUCCCGGGCCGGGGCAGGCCUUGCAGAAUGUGCGUGCAGGUGCCCCUGGCCCUGGGCUGGGCCUCUGCAGCAGCAGCCCUACAGGGGGCUUCAUGGAUGCCAGCGUGCUGGUGAGGCAGAUCAGCUUGAGCCCCUCCAGUGGUGGACACUUUGUGUUUCAGGAUGGGUCAGGGCUCACCCAGAUCGCCCAGGGAGCCCAGGUUCAGCUCCAGCACCCGGGUACGCCCAUCACAGUCCGAGAGCGGAGACCCUCCCAGCCCCACACACAGUCAGGGGGCACCAUCCACCACCUGGGACCCCAGAGCCCUGCAGCUGCGGGUGGGGCCGGCCUGCAGCCCCUGGCCAGCCCAAGCCACAUCACCACGGCUAACUUGCCACCGCAGAUCAGCAGCAUCAUCCAGGGCCAGCUGGUUCAGCAGCAGCAGGUGCUGCAGGGGCCGCCGCUGCCCCGGCCCCUGGGCUUCGAGAGGACGCCCGGCGUGCUGCUCCCCGGGGCUGGGGGCGCAGCGGGGUUUGGGAUGACGUCCCCACCCCCGCCCACCAGCCCUUCCAGGACUGCCGUGCCCCCAGGCCUUUCCAGCCUCCCACUCAUGUCUGUGGGGAACGCGGGAAUGAAGAAGGCUCCCAAGAAGUUAGAGGAGAUUCCCCCAGCCUCUCCGGAGAUGGCACAGAUGAGGAAGCAGUGCCUGGACUAUCAUUACCAGGAGAUGCAGGCUCUGAAGGAGGUCUUCAAGGAGUAUUUGAUUGAACUGUUUUUCUUGCAACACUUUCAAGGGAACAUGAUGGAUUUCUUAGCUUUCAAGGAGAGACUGUAUGGACCAUUACAAGCAUAUCUUAGGCAGAAUGAUUUGGACAUUGAAGAAGAGGAAGAGGAGCACUUUGAAGUCAUUAAUGAUGAGGUAAAGGUUGUGGCCAGAAAGCACGGGCAGCCUGGGACUCCUGUUGCCAUAGCAACCCAGCUACCGCCGAGGACUUCUGCGGCUUUUCCAGCCCAGCAGCAGCCGCUCCAGCCCCUGGCACCCACCACUGUACUGUCUGUCUCUGCGGAUUGGAAUGCACUUCUCCGGCAACCUAACAAAUACAUAUGGGGACUCCAGUACCUGGAGAUGUGAAUUCCAUAAAAAUGGAAGCAUCUAAGAGGCAGUGAACACUGGCGCCCACAGGUAUGUAGCAGUCACCCAGCAUGAAGCCAGCCUGCAAACAAAAAGGAAACCAUGCAGGCCUUCUAGCAGUGUACUUUUCAACUUUUUUCAUUUUAAGUAAGUCAACAAAUAGGUACCAAAUGGCUUCUGUGGGCUCACGGGGUCACCCCUGUGCCUCCUCUCAGUUCUUGCUUGGAGCGAAGUGACUUUACACUCAGCCAUCAUUUUGGCCACUUAGUGCCUUGAGCUGGAGGCAUGGGAGCGGGCCUGGGGAGGCCACAGGCACUCAUGUAGUGGCAGGGCCUGGGCCUCAGCUCUGUGCCCAGGAGCUUCCCCAUGCUGGCCAGGCACAUCAGAAUCUGGCAUGUGGGUGUCCCCGAACUCACUGUCCAGCCACCCCCCUUGAUGGCAGGAUCCCUGGGAGCAGGCCACUUGGCAGUGGGCAUGGACUCAGAGCAAAGCAAGAUGGGUGCCUCAAGAGCUUGGUCCCACCCAGGCCUGAGACUGCCUCCCUUCCUGGUGAGGAUCAGAGAGAGGAUGUCCUGCCCGCAGUGCGUUCUGUGCUAUUUCCGUGUUCUGCACCAGGGAUAAUGUAGCAUGAACUUUGAAGGUGGAACCUGGCUCACUGUGCUGUGAUUGGAUUUGAUGUCACAGAUUCUCCUUUGAUGUCAGAGGCCUCACCUACAAGUGGGCCAUCCUGGGAUGGGUUUACAGCACCUGGAGGUGACAUCAGGUGUUCCUCUCCAGCAGUUAAUGCCGACAGCACAAAGUAUCUGUGUGCCGAAGCACCUGGCAGGUACUAGUCCAGGAGUAGGCUAUGGGAGCCGGGAGCCAACAGCUCUGAAGCUCUGAGCUCUGAGGCUUUGAAGCUACUGCACACUCUGUCAUCUGUUGAUUGUUCCUGGGCAGAGUGGGCCCUUGCAUCUGUUUAUUGACCCAGACCUGGGCACAGGCUGGCGGUGUCUGUGCAGACUCACAGUUUCCCCUACAGGUGAUUAAAAACCAAACUAUCAAGAGUUUUCAUGUAUUUUCCUAACUUUUUCCAAGUAGAAGCAUUCUCUUUUUCUCUAUGAUGAUCUCAGGCUGUCUUCACAUGCACUGUUGUUUGCUCUGUGGGGCCCGUGCUGUGACGCUUGGAGUGCGGGCUGCAGCGUGGUCAGCCCUGCCCUCGCUGGCUCUGGGGAUGUGGCCAUGUGGUGUCACCUCACCCCUCUCAGUUGUCUCAUCUGUAAAAUGGGAGCAACAGCGAUAAUUACACUUCUCAAGUGUGUUCUGGGGACUGACACUGUUACGUCUGUAAGGCGCUGAGCACGGCACCAUGUUGUAAGCACGUGUCAGUUAAUACCACACUAAAAAAUUAAUAUUCUAUAGAUUUAAUGGCAAGCUUUAAUUUUUUUUAACAUAUCCAACUUUUUCGCUAUAAACUUAUGGGGUACAGGAGCAGUUUUGUUGCAUGGACAUACUUCGUGGUGGCAAAGUCUGGGCUUUCAGUGCAGCCGUUAUGGGAAUAAUGUAAUCACACCCACUGAGCAUCUACCCUCCCCUCACCCUGUACCCUUCCAAGUUUCCAGUGUCUCUCAUUCCACACUCUACAUCUGUGUGGACGUGUGAGUUAGCUCCCGCUUACGGGUGAGAAUGUGCGGUGUUUGUCUUUCUGUGUCCGAGUUGUUUCGCUUAGGAUGAUGGCCUCUGUUUGCAUCCAUGUUGCUGCAAAGGACAGUUUCAUUCUUUUUUAUGGCUGGACAGUAUUCCAUUGUGUAUAUAUGCACCACAUCUUCUUAUCCAACUGUCUGUUGAUGGGCACUUAGGCUGAUUCCGUGUCUUUGCUGUUGUGAACUGUGUUGCAGUAAACAUGCGAGCGCAGGUAUGACUUCAAGAGAAUGAUUUAUUUCCCUCUGGAUACACACCCAGGAGUGGGACUACUGGAUUGGACGGUAGUUGUAUUUUUAGUUUUUGGAGGAACCUCCAUUCUAUUUUCCAUAGAGGCUAUGCUAAUUUACACUCCCCCCGACAGUGUGCAGUGUUCCCUGUUCUCCACGUCCUCGCCAGCAUCUACUGUUUUUUGUCUUUCUUUAAUUUUUGCAAGUUUGCAUUGCUUAUAGAGUGAGUACACCGUAGUUUUCAAGGAAAACACAUCGGCAAAUACCGGUACCAGCAUAUGUAUACGUACGUGCCUAUCAGUCUGUGCCUAGAGACCCGGGAAACCGGCCCAUGAUGGUAAGUCACAUCCAUGCGCUCCUUCAGCAGAUAUUUACAGAGACUGGCGAGUGGCGAGGCCCGAGUACGCAGAGAUGCGUGACCGCCACCCGCUGCCUUUGCCCGGACCGGCUCCCGACCGCUCCCUUCUCUUUAUUCAGGUCUUGGCUCCACGGCCCACCUUGGAGAGGCCUUUGCCGCCCCGGCGCCCGCCCUGCGCCGUCAUGUUUGCUCUCCCUGGUCCUCAGAGCGCCCACUCCCGUCAGGUCGCCUGUGUCUGAGCCUCCCCGGGGAAGGCAGGGCCUGGCGUGCCCUGCGCUCCUCUCUGCCCUCGGGACAGAAGGUGGCCAGGGAAGGUGGUCCCGUGUCCUCAAGGCAGAGUCCCUCGCAGAUGGUGCUGAGGUGGAGAAGCUGCGCUGCUGCUAGAACAGAGUGGGCGCUGCUGACCGCGCCCGCCUGAGGAGAGUUGGUGGCAGAGGCUGCGCCACGUGCACGCCCCGAGGCAGGUGGUCGUCGAGGCCUUCAGGCCGCAGCUGCUGGGCAGGGUGUGAGCCAGGAGCAUUGCGGCUGCGGGGCGGGCAGGUGGGCCGGGCCUGGGGAGUCACCAUCCAGGAGCACGGAGCCCCCGGAGCAGAGGGCACGGCCAUCGCCUUCUCCCAGCGUGGGGGCUGGGAGGCGAGUUGUGCGGUUGCAGAUCACCAGAGGAGGAAAAGCGCGCCCAGAGGCGGGAGCCCUCCAGUCACAGGCCAGCGCAGGUUGCGGCGGCUCAGCCUGGAAUCCCAGCACUUUGGGAGGCCGAGGUGGGCGGAUCACCUGACGUCAGGAGUUUGAGACCAGCCUGGCCAACAUGCAGAAAUCCCGUCUCUACAAAACAUACAAAAAUUAGCCGGGCGUGAUGGCGCGCGCCUGUGAUCCCAGCUACUCGGGAGGCUGAGGCACAAGGAUCGCUUUGAGCGCAGGGGUCAAGGCUGCAGAGACAAGGCUGUGAUUGCUCCACUGCAUGCCAGCCUGGGUGAUGGGGAGAACCAGGUGCAUCAGCGCAUUGCGGAGCUGAGGAAAGCAGGUCUGUGGUCCCAGAGGCGUCUGCUGAAGCUGCAGGAGGCCCCACGGCCCAAGUCCCACUGGGACUGUCUGCUGGAGGAGAUGCAGUGGAUGGCCACAGACUUUGCCCAGGAGAGGUGGAAGGUGGCCUCUGUGAAGAAGAUGGUCAGAGCUGUGGCCCGGCAGCUGCAGGACAGGACGCGCAGGGAGGCCGGGGCCAGGAGGGAGGAGCCGAGCAGGCUGAAGCAGACGUCACCUGUACUACCAGAGAAAUCGAGCGUCCCUGGUCUAGUACUGCGCAGGUAAAGAUUCCAGCAUCUUUGAAGCAAGUGCUCCACUGGAAAAUAAAAGCGACGUGGAGCACUUGAUUAGACUCCAGAAACAGAAACUGCAGCUGCUCCCACCACCCCCACCACCGCAGGCCCUCCCCGGGGCGCAGCCAACCACACAAGUGCAAGUGCAGCCAUCACCCCCCACCACAGCAGAGCCCCCAGCUCACCACGGUCACGGCCCCGAGACCCAGAGCCCUGUUGAUGGGCACCACCAUGGCCAACCUCCAGACUCGAGUUUCCACCUCCCACCUGCAAGGCCCAAGACUGAUGUCAGCGCUGACGUACCAGAUGGCCCAGGUUGCUGUGGCCACGCCUCCUGUGGUGUCUGUCCUGGCAGUUGUGGUGCUGUCAGCCAGGGUCACAGUGCUUCCAUCAACGCAACGGGAUCAGUGUUGUGAUAAGGCAGCUGCAAAAAGCGGCAGUUGCAAAAGAUGGUGAAGAACUCAAGCUGAAGAGGUGUCUGCUGAAUUUUGUUGCUUCGGUAGGAGCUUUUCACCAUCAGUUUUUAGAAAGUACGCAUGACUCUCCUUCUGUUGAUAUCUCUCUUGAUUUGGCAAAGAGUACAAGGAGGACCGCAAAGGGUUGCCAUAUAAUCAUCACAAAUAGAUCCAGGGAUACCAUAUCAGGUCCUGUAGAGUCCUCAUUGCGACGCUUGCUCCACACAGCAUUCAUUCAUAUCAGCUGCAACUUGACACCCAAGGCACGGGAGACAAUACGUGCCACAGAGACAGACUCCACAGUCGCUGAAGCAGUCACACAUGCCUGUCUGCCAGUUGGAGUUCUGGGGUGCCGGACCGAGACCGACUCCCACAACGACCAUCAGCACCUCAUGUGUUAAUUUUUUAAGACACCUAAUUAGAGCCUCAUUCCUUGCACCUCCCCCUUUUAAGCAAAUGGAGCAGAGGCCGCUGUACCCCCCAGCGAGAGCUGCUUGCCUCUAUUAAGGGGAGAUGCGGCAUGGGCGUUAUUUCUCCUUUUUAAGGCAGCAGGCACUUCCUUUACCGUCAUUGCCAGGCAGGUUACUCCUCUGAGCAAAUCAGCGGCAAUGAUGAGUGUGAGAUGCAGAUCCUUGUCCAUGCGCGCUUCGUGUGUCCUGCGUGCUGUCUCUCUGCUGUCACCACAGGGGGCCAGAUUGGCUGUGCAGCCUCUGCACAUGCAGCAGCUCCGAAAGCUGAAACACCACCAGCAGCAAAAAGCUGUGCAGCCCUCGGCCGCCCCAGGCCUGCUGCUGCACAGCGGAAGGUAAGUGGCCACUGGGCUUUGUGGGAGCUGCAUCUCACACUCAUCAAUCAGGGCCCUUAGGCCAGAGUGGGGCUGGACUGAGCCCCUUCCUUUUGGAGGCAGCCAUUAAACAGAGCUGAGGAGGCUCCCUGCAUGGGCUUCUGGAGGCGGGGAGGGGCCGAGUGUCAAGGAACUCUGACCCUGUAAUUUUUACAUAUAUUUGCUCUCUAGGGGAGAGCUUGCUUUGCUGUAUAGUAUAAUUUUUCAAACAUAUUUACAAUGAUUUCUGUGAAAAAUCACUCUGACAAGGACUUCUAUUUCUGGUAAUAUGGUAGAUGAGAGAACCUGAAAAUCUAUCUCAACAGAACGUCUAAAAAUGCCUGAUUUUCAAAAAGUGCCAGAUAAAAUAUAUAAAACCGUGAAUGAGUCUGCAGGAUAGUGAGUCUAGAAAUCAGGCGAGGGCUGAAGUCUAAGGAGGUAGUUCUGUGCUAAAGACACUCUAUGGCCUGGGUCCCCAUGGACCCAGAUGACCUAGAACUUUGAGGUAAGUUUGGGGAGCAGUCUGGAGAAGCCUUGGGCCCAGGGAGGGGCAGAACCAAAUUGGAGACCCCCAUAUAAGGCUGGGCUCACAGAGGGAUACAGCAAACACUACCAGGAAAUGAUGAAGUGGGCAAACUACUACUCUAACCUUCACUGCAGAAACAGUAUCUCACUUGGCCAUGGCUGUGGAUGGAACAUCUUUAAAAAGUCUCUCCUAUAAAUUUAUGGCCCCUGGCUAGCACUCUCCAUCACAGGUAUAGGGCCAACAUUCAUAUUAUUUACAUGUUCAAAAGAACUGCAAACUGUGACUUUUAAUUGCAAGCAUAUCUGGAGCUAUAGUGCCCCCAGGCCUCUGGUAGAAAGAAAUGUAUGUCCUUGCAGGAGGAACCCCCAACCCAGGCCUCAAGGAAUUCCAGCCAGCAGGAUCCCUAGACUAUAAGCUCAUAGUGGAAAAUCACAGCACACACAAGAGAAGGGGCCUCAGAAGUUAUGGCCAAAAGAAGCACACCUGCAAAGACUCAGAUGUUAGAAUAGGAAAUGCAAAUAUGUUUAAUGUGUUUGAAGAAACAAAGGAGAAGCUAAAAAGCAUGAAUAAGAAGCAAGACAGUAUCAGAGGCUAAGCAGAUAAUAAAUGAACCAAAUAGAACCUCUAAAAAUGAAAAAUGUAAUAAUUGAAAUUCAAAACUUAAUGGAAGUAAUCUUGAUCCCUACCUCACACCCCAUAGAAAAUUAACUCAAUGAAUCAUAGACCCAAACAUAAAAUUCAAAACUAUGAAACCUAGGAAAAAAGUUUUGUGACUAUAGGUUAAGUAAACAUUUCUUAGAUAUGACACCAAAAAUAGAGCCUACAAAAGGAAAAAAUUGGCAAGUCAUACUUUAAUAAAAUUAAACCUUCUUGCUAUGUGAAAACCAUUGUUUAGAGAAUGAAAAGACAAGUUACCAGGAGAAAACCUUUGCCAGUCAUGUAGCUGAUUAAGGACGUGUAACCAGAACAUACAAAAAACUGUCAAAGCUUACUAAUACAAAAACAACUUAUUUUGUACAGUGGGCAACAGAUUUGAGCAGACACUCCACCAAAGAAGCUCUCUAGGUGGCAAAUAAGCACUGUCCUCUGGGAAAUGCAAAUAAAAAUCACAAUGAGAAACUACUGCACACCCGUGAGAAUGCCUUUAAAAAAAAAAGACAAGACCAAAACCAAGUGUUAGUGAGGGUGUGGAACAACAGAAAUUCUCAUACCUUGUUGGUGGAACUACAAGAUAGUGGAGCCCUCUGGAAUCAGUUUGGCAGUUUCUUAUAAAAUAAAACAAUCAUUUACUGUAUGACCCAGCAAUCCCGCCCCUCAUUCUUUAUACCAGAGAAAUGAAGACAUAUGUCCACACAAUAACCAAAUACUGUAACCACAAUGAAAAAUGAUGCAAGUGUUCACAGAAGCUUUAUUCAUUUACCUAAAACUGAAAGCAACCCAGACACUCUUCAACUGGCCAAUGGGUAAACAAACGGCAGCCCACCAGUUCCAUAAAACAGCACUCAGCAGGAGACAGGACUGGGCCACUGAUGCUGGGGGCAGCAGGGAUAAGCCUGAAAUGUCUUAUGCAGAGUGAAAGAGGCCACACUUAGAAGGCUGCAGUUUUUGUUUUUAUAUAUGACAUUCUGGAAAAGGCAACACUAUAGCGACAGAGAAGAGCUCUGCGGUCACGAGGGGCUGGGGCGGUGGAAGGACUGACUUUCAAAGGGACAAGAGGGAAUUCUUGGGGGCUGUGGAAAGAUUCUGUAUCUUGAUGCUGAUGGUUGUUACAUGGCUGUGUGCAUUGAUCAAAACUGAAGUAUGCAUCAGAAACAGCGACUUGGACUGUAUGUAAAUUAUACUGCAGUUUUUUUGUUUCUUUGUUUGUUUGUUUUUGAGACGGAGUCUGGCUGUGUUGCCCAGGCUGGAGUGGAGUGAUAUCGGCUCACUGCAAGCUCUGCCUCCCAGGUUCAUGUCAUUUUCCUGCCUCAGCCUCCCAAGUAGCUGGGACCACAGGUGUCCACCACCAUGCCUGGCUAAUUUUUUUGUAUUUUUAAUAGAGACAAGGUUUCACCGUGUUAGCCAGGGUGGUCUCGAUCUCCUGACCUUGUGAUCUGCCCACCUCGGCCUCCCAAAAUGCUGGGAUUACAGGCAUGAGCCACCGUGCCCAGCCUAUACUGCAGUUUUAAAAAACUUAAUGGAAGGGUUAAACAAUACAUUAGAUAAUUUGUGAGCUGCAGAGAGAUCUGGAGAAAUAAUCAUGGUAGCAUGAGACUAGCAAACAAGACAAAGAAGACAGGCUGGCUGCAGUGCUCAGGCCUGUAACCCCAGCACUUUGGGAGGCCAGUGUGGGUGGCUUGUUUGAGCCAAGCAGUUCAAGACCAGUCUGAGCAACAGAGCGAGGCCCUGUCUCUGCAAAAAAAUAAGAAAAGAAGAGGGAGGGGUGAGAAAAUCUCACAUUCAACUGAGUUCCAGAAGAGAAUGAAAAAAGAAAAUAUUCAAAGAGUGGAUGGCUGAGAAUUUUCCAGAAUGGGUUUAACUUACCAGUCUAAAGACUGAAGAAAUACAACAAGUCCCUAGCGGGAUACAGACAAAGAUACCUGUGCCUGACACAUCUGGGCAAACUGUGGCACUCAAAGCAGAUGAGAAAACCAUGAAAGAAUCCAGGAGGAAAACAGAUUUCUCACGAAGAAAAGGCGAUUCCAUGGACAGCUCCCUUCUUAGUAGGAACUGUGGAAACCAGAAGUAGCUUUAAAGUGCUGGGAUAAAACUGUCUUUCAAGGGUAAGAGUGAAAACAAAGACAUACUCAGACAAAAACUGAAAACAUUUACCACAAACAAACUCACCUUAAGAAGGCAAAUGGCCCUCGAUGUGGAAAGCAAAGCUCAGGGGACAGAGGGUGUGCUGAAGAGUUGGCGGUGAUGCUCCCUGGAGGGUCCCCCCAGGGCCAAGGGGGGGCCUGGGAGCCGUGCAUGGUGAGACUGGAGUGUGAGCUUGAGGACAGCAAGAAUCAGACGACCACCCCAGGCUGCCAGGGUGUGGCUCAGCCUAUCUGCCCCUCACGCUGAGCUGCACAGAUGCAAAGACCUUCCAAACACAGUCACGAGGCCUUAGGAACGUCUCCAGAGCUUCCAUCAUCAUCCGGGUCUCCUCGUCAGCUGCUGCCUGGUGAGGGCUCUGCCAGAGGACAGCCCUGAGUGCUGCUAUCAAGGCUGAGGAGGCCACCCCCACGUGCCACCCACGAAGCUGCCUGCAGGCCGGGAGGCUUCUCUUCUGGCUUCAGCCACAUGUGAAGGAGAACCUGUCAAGCUCCAGCUGAUGAAGUCUUCAGAAGGGCUCAGAGUCAAGCGGCAGAACUCCUGGUGCCAUCUGCUUAAUUACGGGCGUGGGUUUUCCUCAGUGUUUUGAUCUAUAAAUACGAAAAAUAAGAACAGCACCAGUGCUGAAUCUAUGUCAUCCCAUGAAUGGAUGAACUGGUUGAAAAAAAAAAUAGCCUGAUGUUGGGAGCCAAAAAGGCCGAAGGGAUCAUGACCAACUCAGCAUUCCACUGGAGGCUAUAUGAUCAAUCAGCAAACUGUUUAUCCUGAAUGUAGGAUGUGAGUAAAACUCACAGCUGCGCCUGCUGCCAGAAGGUUUGCUGAGGGCGGUCACUCCCUGGCACUGGGGUCCUUGAAGUUAUCUACUGGAAAAUCUAGCGCCUGUUGUUCGAAGGAUGCAGUCUCGCAAGCCUGCUGUGAACCAAACGGCCGACUGCCGAUUACCCGACAAUCACCGCACUUUGUCGCGAUCUCUUUUACCAAUAAAUAUGGAGGGCUGUGUAAAGCUCAGGGCCCUUGUCCACUAGAGGCAAGGUGCCCCCUGACCCCUUCUUUCAAAUAUA